Molecule: messenger RNA, 891 nt
Organism: Moesziomyces antarcticus
Lineage: Eukaryota; Fungi; Basidiomycota; Ustilaginomycetes; Ustilaginales; Ustilaginaceae
Exons: 5
Coding region: 1-891 (296 amino acids)
Source: RefSeq, a predicted model, not a curated record
AUGGGGCAGGGGAAGGCUGCGGAGCGAGAACUUGAUGCGGACAACAGCUUGUUGGUGUUGGUGAAGAAGGAAGGACUGGCUUUUGCGAAUGGCAUGUUGGUCUUCACAGCGAAGCGCACCUCUGACGAGCGACGUCAAGCGGACACAAUCAAGCAGCACGAGGGCUACACAGGCCUCAAGGCGCCGUUUGGCGUACAGGCAGUCGACGGAAGCAUUCGACACAGCGACGAGGCUGGAUCAUUGUCAGCUCUAUCGAGAAUCGCCCUGUUCAAUGCCGGCGACGUCUCUCCAUGCUUUUCUGGCGUGCGGGGCGGAGCAGCAGUGAUGUUUGGUGCCAAGCAAUUUGGGUCGGAUGCCAAGACUUGGCAGAUGAGCACGCGCCCGCGAUCUGAACUUCUGCUGACGCGUCCGAACCCCGGUCCACGCCAGUCUACCGAGGCUCUACACGCCGCCAUGGGAAGGCCCUAUUCUUGGCUGCAGCAACACAUAGCUGCUGAGGGUCUAGGCAGCCACACGAGGGCAGACCCACGAAAGCUGACAGGUGGACCCGCGCUGCUCCACAGCCAGAACGUGGCAGAGGCCAGCAGCGCACUGUCGGACGGAUCCCCUGCGACUAGGAAUGCCAAGAAGCUUGGAUCCACGACGCCCUCGCACUGCACUCGCACUGCACUCGCACUGCACUCGCACUGCACUCGGAAGCUCCGAUCCCUGAUGCACCCUCUGUCUCUGCUUCGCUUGGUCAGCUGGUCGGCAACUCCGAGGCCACGGCUGUGGUGGUCCGGCGAUCCACGUCUUGUCCUGCAGACGACGCCGGCUCCCACAAUCUGUCGCAUCCUCACCACCAUCACAGACUCCAGCCCGGCCACCGACAUCGCCAAACUUGAUCGCUAG